AAAAAAUGAUUGGCUAACAGCUGUCACUGUCAGUGUCAUAUUGUCGACGCUAUCUAAUCUGUGAAUUCUAGCGUUUUUAGAGGAAUAUCUCAUUUUACAUAGGUAUUUCUCCUUAAUAAUUACAGUAUUUAACAUAUUCAGCCUUAUUUAUAAUUGAACAUCAACUUGUCCUACGCGUCCUACUUAAUAAAUUUCAUUUAAACUUGCGCAUUCCCUAAUGGCUUUUAUCAAAAAAGAGUUUGAACAUGCAAUGCCUAUGAAACUGGAAGAAGUAUUCAUAAAAACAGAGCCUGAGUGGGACGAGGCACCGGAGAUGCGUAUGGAGGAAGAGAUCAGAAUGGUGCUGGAGCCAGAGGUCCAAAUCAAACUCGAGCUUCAGGAGGUUGAAGUGAAGGUAGAGUCUUUGCAAGAUGAUCAGGCACCUGAUCAGGUAAAUAGGGAAACAGGUUGGUCGCCACGUGUCACGCGAAGUGCCCUCAGAGAAGACCAACACGUAAUAAAUAACCCUCUAUCCGAAGACCAUACGAAAAAAUCAAAGAAACGUAAAUCUAGACGCAAAAUAAUCUCGUGCGACGUUUGCAAAAGACAGUUUCCAAAAACGGCGCUUCUGAAACGACAUCAAAGAACACACACUGGUGAGAAACCGUACUCGUGUGAGGUAUGCAAAAAACAGUUCGCCCAUCUUUUCGCGUUUAACAGGCAUAGUCGCAUACACACUGGUGAAAAACCACACACCUGCGAUAUAUGCCAUAAACAGUUUACAGAAUUACAUAAUUUGGUAACACAUAAACGAAUACACACUGGUGAGAGGCCGUAUGUCUGUAACGUAUGCCGAAAACCUUUUAUAAAAAGCACCGAUUUAAAUAAGCAUAAAAGAGUCCACACUGGUGAAAAGCCGUUCGCUUGCGAGAUAUGUACGAAGCAGUUUUCGUCAAGCGGUAAUUUGACUAAGCACAUAAGAACACAUACGGGAGAGAAGCGACAUUGCUGCAAGAAAUGUGAUAAGCAAUUUACGAAGAGAAUAUAUCUGGAAAAACAUACGCUGCUACACAAUGAGGAAAAGCUAUAGCCGGGCGCAUCUAUUACAACUUCAGCUCUUGCGAGCUGCUGACUGGAUGAUUCGGCGUCUAAGUGCGCCCACAUGAGAACAUUGUACUGCUAAGUUAGUCCACCGAGAACAAAGUAACUCAAAAAGGAAAAAUGUGUGAAGUAAAUAAAAUUGCAAAACAAUGAAGCCAGUUCCUUGUAAAGUACCUAUACAAGCGAACAUUGAGUAACAGGGGAGAGAAAACAUACAGUUGUGAUAUAUGCAAUAUGAGAUUGACUUGCAAUGCUUUCAACGCACUUUAAAGAACUCAUAUGAGAUUUAAGAGAUUAUGGGUGUCAAAUUUCAUUAAAUUCGCUAUUAUUGGGGUUCAAAUAAUUUACUUAAGGCUAAAACUGAAGGCAUAAAAUCUGUUUUCGCAUCACAUUAUUUGGCCCUAAUGAUUUCUCUAGUUUAUCAUAGUAAAUUUGUGUUCCAUGUCAUCGGUGUAUUAAAUGCCAACCUACCGAUUAACUAUUACAAGUGUUGGAAACUUUCUCAUGAUAUGUUGCUAUACAAAUUUUUACAGAAUUCUUCAGUGUAAUUUGUAAAUUAUAGAAUCUAGUCAAUUUUG
This is a messenger RNA of Cydia pomonella (codling moth), 1658 nucleotides long. Its product is annotated as GDNF-inducible zinc finger protein 1-like. Gene Ontology annotation, cellular component: nucleus. The record is from RefSeq and is a predicted model, not a curated record. Lineage: Eukaryota; Metazoa; Arthropoda; Insecta; Lepidoptera; Tortricidae. Bases 218 to 1069 code for a protein of 283 amino acids. The transcript is spliced from 3 exons.